GUGACGUUUCUAAAGAAAGGCGUGAUGUCUGCGUCCUAUUUCCGCAAACAUGGAGGCCGUGUUGAGCGAUGUAGUGGCUCCCGAAGACCUUCUAAAAUUUGAGAAGAAAUACAACAAUGAGCUGGCAAAGGGAGCCGUUUCCAAAGAGACUAAGUUUGAAUACGCUUGGUGUCUGAUCAGGAGCAAAUACACCGACGACAUCAAGAAAGGAAUUGCGUUGUUGGAGGAACUUGUCCAGAAAGCCUCAAAGGACGACACGCGCGACUUCUUCUUCUACCUUGCUGUUGCCAACUAUCGACUGAAGGAGUACGAAGAAGCCCUGAAGUACAUCCGCAUCCUCCUGAGGAACGAGCCGGGCAACAAGCAGGCGCUGGAGUUGCAGGCGCUUAUCGACAAGGCUUUGAAAAAAGAUGGCUUGGUCGGCAUGGCGAUCGUAGGGGGAAUCGGUCUUGGCGUGGCCGGUUUAGCCGGGCUCAUCGGCCUGGCUGUGGCCAAGCGAGGGCCCAAGUUUUAACCCCAAACUUUUUCCUUUCUCUUUUUUUUUUUUUUUUUUUUUUUUUUGCUGGACUGCCAUUGAUUGAUGUAUUCUCAUUUGCAUUUACAUUGACCAUUGAUCGCCAGCUUCCGCCUGUGUACAUAACAAAACAAGCAUCAAGCCACGCCUUUUAUUUAUCAUCCAAUUUAUUUUAAUGCUAAUCCACUGAAAAGGGAAUGUUCUGUCAAAUGUCCCGACUUUAACAAGCUUGUUUUCCCCGGAUCGUCAAUAAAAGAGAAAAAAAAAAAAAAAA
Messenger RNA from Hippocampus comes (tiger tail seahorse), 788 nucleotides. It is a transcript of the gene fis1, whose product is annotated as fission, mitochondrial 1. Gene Ontology annotation, biological process: peroxisome fission; autophagy of mitochondrion; mitochondrial fission. The transcript is spliced from 5 exons. Gene Ontology annotation, molecular function: protein binding. The record is from RefSeq and is a predicted model, not a curated record. Gene Ontology annotation, cellular component: mitochondrial outer membrane; peroxisomal membrane. Lineage: Eukaryota; Metazoa; Chordata; Actinopteri; Syngnathiformes; Syngnathidae. The coding region runs from base 50 to 514 and encodes 154 amino acids.